GUGAAGUCAGGACUCUGCCUUGUUCCUCGUGAAGAACGAUCUGCAGCAGUGAAGGGACUGGAACUCCAACCGGGACAAAAUGACUAAGCUACUCCUCGCCGCCGUGGGCUUUCUGGUCCUGGCACACAUUGCUUCAUCCAACAAGCUGGUGUGUCACAUGACCAACUGGGCCCAGUACAGACCCAGCGGUGCUAAAUUCAUCCCGGACAACAUCGACCCGUUCCUCUGCACCCAUGUCAUCUACGCCCUGGCCAGCAUCAACAGCUUCAACCAGGUCACUCCCGUUGAGUGGAACGAUCAGGAGCUGUACGCCAGCCUUAACGGCCUCAAGAAAUACAACCCUGCCCUGAAGACUCUGCUGUCUGUCGGAGGCACUGUAAAUGGAGUGAGCCCAUACAUUGCCGUGGUUGGCAAACUAGAGACCCGUCAGACCUUCAUUAAGUCAGCAAUCAGCUUCCUGCGCUCCCAUAACUUUGACGGGCUGAAUCUGGACUGGGAGUUUCCUGGACACAACGGCAGCCCACCGGAGGACAAGGAGGGCUUCACUCUGCUGGUCUCGGAGCUGGCAACAGCAUUCCAGGAUGACGCCACAGAAAACAAGAAGACAAGGCUGCUACUUUCAGCCAAUGUGGCCGGCUUCGUUUCAACCAUUGACAAGGCAUACGAAGUCAGCAAGAUCGCAGCCCACAUGGACUUCAUGAACAUCAUGAACUACGAUUUCCAUGGACCCUGGGAGCCAGUGACUGGACACCACAGCCCACUGUACCCCAGCUCUGUUGACAUCGGAUCACAAUAUCACUUCAACACUGACUACGCAAUGAGGUACUGGAGAGACAAUGGUGCCCCAUUAGAGAAGCUGAGAAUGGGAUUCGCAGCCUACGGUCGUACCUUCCGUCUAACAUCGGCAAAUACAGCUGUUGGAGCCCCUAUAAGUGGACCUGCUUCAGCCGGACCAUACACCCGUGAAGCUGGAUUCUGGUCCUACUAUGAAAUCUGCAACUUUGUGAAGGACACCACCAUCCAGUGGAUCGAUGACCAGAAAGUUCCAUAUGCAACUAAAAACAAUGAGUGGGUAGGAUUUGACAACAAGGAAAGCUACAGAAUCAAGGUCAACUACCUGCAGCAGCAGAAGUUUGGUGGAGCCUUUGUUUGGGCCCUUGAUUUAGACGACUUUGCUGGAAAAUUCUGUGGAGAAGGAAGCCACCCUCUACUGAACCAUCUACGCAGUCUUCUCAACAUCGAGCUUCCACCAAUGCCCUCAACCACCACCCCCAAGCCUGGCGCUAGCACUACGUCUCCAACCACCACCACCACCACCACCACCACCACUACACAUGCUCCGGGAUCUGGCUUCUGCAAUGGCAAGGCCGACGGUCUCUAUGCCCACCUCGACGACAAGACCAAGUUCUACAUGUGUGCUGGAGGCACCACGUAUGAGCGGGUCUGCGGAACUGGAUCCGUCUUCGGUGACCACUGCAAGUGCUGCGUUUGGCCUUGAGCUUUCAGUGGUAGCGAUGAAAAUGUAGCUCAAACUAACAAUCAAAAAGACUGCAAAUCUCCUCUUCCAUCUAUUGUUUGUAAAACCAUGUACUUACCUGUAUUAUAACUUGAUACAGAAAAAAAUGUAGUUUUGGGAAAAUAUGUGACAAGAAAUCAAAUUUGCCAACAAACUGAAACAACCUUUGUACGCAUGACUACAUUAUUAACAGCUGCCAAAGUACAUCUUAUUGAAAAUAAAGCAAUAAAAACAUUA
Messenger RNA from Poecilia latipinna (sailfin molly), 1753 nucleotides. RefSeq names its product acidic mammalian chitinase-like. The record is from RefSeq and is a predicted model, not a curated record. Lineage: Eukaryota; Metazoa; Chordata; Actinopteri; Cyprinodontiformes; Poeciliidae. The transcript has 12 exons. The coding region runs from base 80 to 1498 and encodes 472 amino acids. Gene Ontology annotation, biological process: carbohydrate metabolic process. Gene Ontology annotation, molecular function: chitin binding; hydrolase activity, hydrolyzing O-glycosyl compounds. Gene Ontology annotation, cellular component: extracellular region.